Molecule: messenger RNA, 1827 nt
Organism: Conger conger (European conger)
Lineage: Eukaryota; Metazoa; Chordata; Actinopteri; Anguilliformes; Congridae
Gene: elp4
Product: elongator acetyltransferase complex subunit 4
Exons: 10
Coding region: 7-1242 (411 amino acids)
Biological process (GO): tRNA wobble uridine modification
Cellular component (GO): cytoplasm; transcription elongation factor complex; elongator holoenzyme complex
Source: RefSeq, a predicted model, not a curated record
UCCAAGAUGGCGGCCCCCUCAAACAGCAUGAGCGGCAGUGGACCCGAGCAGAAAGCUCGCUUUGCUUCCAAUACAACCAGUUUCCAAAAGAAAUCCCGCAGCAAUUUUAUCUCAAUCCCUGGAACCAGACCAUCCGUUCAGAACGGACAGCUUAUUGUUUCGACAGGGGUUACGUCUCUUGAUUAUGUGAUAGGCGGUGGCUUAGCUGUUGGAACGCUGCUGCUUAUUGAGGAGGACAAGUACGACAGCUAUUCCCGCAUGUUGCUGAAGUACUUCCUGGCGGAAGGCGUGGUGUGCGGACACAGUCUCUACAUCGCGUCUGCCAGGGAACCCCCUGACGAGAUCCUGCAGGAACUCCCAGCCCCGAUACUGGAUGACAUUGCCAGCCCAAGGAGUGAAGAGGCUCAGGGGAAGCUGGGUGACCCCGACGGCCAAGACUCCAUGAAGAUAGCCUGGCGCUACCAGAACCUUCCGAAAGUGCAGACCGCUCUGGCCUCCUCUUCACGGUUCGGGCACUACUACGACGUUUCCAAGGCGAUGGACGCGGACAUGCGACAGGCCGCCAAGUGCACCAGCUUCUACCUGCCUGAUGAAGUCACUCACAGUUCAGCCGCUGAGUCCAGCCAGAUGAACGAGGGGUACCGCGCCCUGCUCCGGUCCGUCCAGGGAGCGAUCCACAGCCAGGGCUUCGAUGGAUCCACACCCCAGAAAUCCAGGAACGUGCUGAGGAUCGGGCUGCAGUCCCUCGGCUCCGCUCUGUGGGGGGACGAUAUCUGCUGCUCGGAGAGCCCGGGCCACGCCGCGGGCCUCACCACCUUCCUGUACGGCCUCCGUGCCCUGCUCCGCUCCUCGCUCUCCGUCGCCAUGGUGACCGUGCCCGCGCACCUCGUGCAGAGCCGGGCGAUCAUGGAGCGUGUCACCAAGCUGUGCGAUACAGCCAUCGCUCUUGAAUCAUUCAGAGGCUUGGAUACGGAGGCCAACCCGCUCUACAAGGACUAUCAUGGCCUUCUCCAGGUGAAACAGAUCCCUCAUCUGAACUGCCUGGUGUGCGAAGUACCCGACUCAAAGGACCUGGCUUUCAAACUGAAGAGGAAACAGUUCACCAUCGAGAGACUGCACUUGCCUCCAGACCUGUCAGACACAGUGAGCCGUUUGAGUAAACCAGAUCUGGCAGAGUCGGCCAAGCUGCUGAGCUCAGGCUGCGGCUCCUCCACCCCGGGCAAGAAGCACCUGGACUUCUAGGACUCCGCUCAUUAACCGUUUCACUUCCUGUUCCCCCCGCUCAGGCCUGAUACACCCUCACACCACCCAACACCGCGAGUCACUCCCUCACACUUAGCCAGUCUGUGGGCUUAGGAAACUCAGGCCUGAUACACCCACACACCACCCAACACUGCGAGUCACUCCCUCACACUUAACCAGUCUGAGGGCAUAUGAAACUCAGGCCUGAUACACCCUCACACCACCCAACACCGCGAGUCACUCCCUCACACUUAACCAGUCUGAGGGCAUAUGAAACUCAGGCAAACCAGGCAUAAGUUAUUUUCAGAUUCACUCAAAUAGGACUUCAUAAUCCGAGAAACAGGGGAAAAAGGUGUGGCGUACGUUUCGUGGUGCCAGGGCUGGAAGCAGGAGCUUCUUCGAGCAAGCUUUGUCUUCGCAAACAAUCAGUUUGCUCGUCUCCAGCUUUACAGUUUUUUAAAUUAUUUUUUUAUACAACAGAUAAGACGUAACAUAAUCAGAUAAGUAGGUUUAAAUAUAACUUAGUGAACUGAGGAACAGUGUCAUACUUGGUUGAAUUUAGAAAUAAAGCAAUUAAAUAAGCUA